Aegilops tauschii subsp. strangulata is the source of this 2472-nucleotide messenger RNA. Its product is annotated as BTB/POZ and MATH domain-containing protein 2-like. NCBI's taxonomy places the organism in Eukaryota, Viridiplantae, Streptophyta, Magnoliopsida, Poales, Poaceae. Gene Ontology annotation, biological process: protein ubiquitination. The record is from RefSeq and is a predicted model, not a curated record. Gene Ontology annotation, molecular function: protein binding.
GGGAGUCUUCAUAGUUGCAAUAGUAUCUAUUUUUCAGGUACUUGGCAAACAUGAUAUCCUUCCAAAGCCCUUUUUGAGUGUCAAGUUUCCAUCGCCAUUUAAUAAGAAGACUGAUGUUUUGCUUAAGUAAAUCUUUAACCCCAAAGCCAGCUUUGCAUUUAAAUCUACAAACUUGAAACCAUUUGACAAGAUAGUAUCAUUUUUUCCCACUCCCCCCGCCAGAAGAAGCGCCGCUUAUGUUUAUCAAAUCAUUCAACGAAAGGUUUAGAUAACAGAAGCACCGAAAUACAGUAAUAGACAAUACGUGGCACGAAAGAGUUGAGAAGGAUAAGUCUACCACCUGAAGAGGCUGCAUUUCCAAUCCAGGAUUCGCACCUCUGACUUGGGGUUAUUAUGACUUGUGUAUCCUUUUAUAUUGACUUGUGUAUCUUUUUUUUACUUAUAUAUCUGAUAAUUUAUAUUCUUACACAUACUGACUUGGUUUUUUUUUGCGGGGAGAUUUGGGGUUAUUAUGUUCAGGGAAAUAUAGCUUGAAGAUAUAGCUUUUCAUAACCUACUUGCUCUGCAAGAAUCUGGAAACAUAUGGAUGGGAAAAAUGCACAGAUGCAAAACAAAUCAAUAAAAACACCAAAUUAUGUAUAUUUACUUGCUUGGUUUACAUGGAUAAGAAAAAUACGACAGUCCCGAUAAGCACGGUCAAAUCAAAGUCAAACCACAUACGAGUAUAGUUAGGAUUUUAUUAUGUCAAUAAAAACUCCAGUCUCGUACACUGCGCAUAGGAAUUCUAAAAAGAGGUCUGCGUGGAUUGUAAAAUCACUUCAUAUUUUUUCUUUAAUAGUGACAUAAUAUAAUUUCUGUACCACAUUUUAUUUGGUCCAUACUUUUGUACCAAAGAAAUGAAACAAAAGGAAACCAAAAAUGUCUGUUUCUAUAAUUUUCCUCUGUUUUUUAUGUUAACUAAACUAUCCUCAAACUUAUAUCUAGAAGAUUCGGAAUAGGUUGAUGAGUCCACAUAGAAAAAUGUGACCAAUCCUACCCAGCACAGAGAGGGUUACUCGAAAAAUGUUGGUUUUCUUACAGUCUAUGACACGUGGGGACCCGGUGAGCUCCAGGCCAAGCUUACAACGGAAGGGAAGCCACCUGCUCUGCUUCCUCUGUUCCCCAUUCACCGCGGCGCAGCGCAAAAACCCUCACCCAGAGCAGCGGCGACCAAAUCCGCCGAGCAGACCGGCAAUGCCGUCCGGCGGCAAGCCGCGGAGGUCCGCGUCCGCCAUCUUCGCCGACACGGCGAGCGGGCACCACCUCCUCACCGUCCACGGCUACUCCCGCACCAAGGGCGUUCCCACCGGGGAGCGCGUCAAGUCGCGCCCUUUCGCCAUCGGCGGCCACCGCUGGCGCAUCGACUACUACCCCAACGGCGUGCGCGCGGAGGUCGCCGACUACGUGUCCCUCUCCCUGAUGCUCGACGAGGACGAGGACGUCGCGGCGGCGCCGGCGGUGAAGGCCCAGUACGACAUCCGCCUCGCCGGCGAGGCGGAGGAGGAGGAGGAGGGGGCGGCGCUGGCGUCGGCGUCGGUUGACGACUUCACCCCCGGGAGGGGAUGGGUGUACACCACGUUCGUCUCCAGGGAGGAGCUGGAGGGCUCCGAGCAUCUCAGGAACGACUCCUUCACCGUCCGGUGCGACAUCGUCGUCGUCCGCGACUACCGCGCGGAGGACGCGGCGGUGGCAUUCGUCUCCGUUCCCCAGUGCGACCUGCGCCGGGACCUCGCCGGGCUCCUCGAGACCGAGAAGGGCGCCGACGUGGUGUUCGAGGUCGGCGGCGAGACCGUCGCCGCGCACCGGUGCGUGCUCGCGGCCCGCUCCUCGGUCUUCGCCGCCGAGCUCUUCGGGCCGAUGAAGGGGGGCAACGCCGACGCCGGCGUCGUCGUGCGCGUGGAAGACAUGAAGCCGGAGGUGUUCAAGGCUCUGCUCCGCUUCGCGUACAGCGGCUUGCUGCCGGAGACGCGCAAGGAGGACCAAGACGUCACCUGCCAGCAUCUGCUCGUCGCGGCGGACAGGUACGGCAUGAGGCGGCUGAAGCUGAUCUGCGAGGAGAAGCUCUGCGAGUGCAUAAACGUUGGCUCGGCGGCGAUCGUCUUGGCGCUGGCCGAGCAGCACCGUUGCGAGGGGCUGAAAAAGGCGUGCUUCGAUUUCCUCGCCGCUCCGGCGAACCUGAGGGCGGUCGUGGCCACCGAAGGCUUCCAGCAUCUGAGCAGGAGCUGCCCUUCUCUUAUGGCCGAGGUGAUCACCAUGUCCUUGGGCAUUAGUUAGCUGAGUGAUGGAUCAUGGUGGAUGCCCGUAAGUGCUCUGCCAUUGGUGAAUAAAUUGUUGUUCAGACCAAUGUAGGGGAAAUAUGUAUGUAAUCAGGUAGCUGACUUAGUAGACUCUAAUUGAUGAUCGAGAUGCGGGAAAAUUGCCUAUUUUUGCUCC